Molecule: messenger RNA, 1038 nt
Organism: Prunus armeniaca (apricot)
Lineage: Eukaryota; Viridiplantae; Streptophyta; Magnoliopsida; Rosales; Rosaceae
Source: the annotation of a GenBank genome assembly
AUGGGACUUUCAGAAGGGGUGGUGAAGAAGGUGCUCCUCUCCUACACCUACGUCGCCAUAUGGAUCUUCCUCAGCUUCACCGUGAUUGUUUACAACAAGUACAUCCUCGAUCACAAGAUGUACAAUUGGCCCUUCCCAAUUUCGCUCACCAUGAUCCAUAUGGGCUUCUGCUCAUCCCUGGCUUACCUCCUCGUCCGCGUCUUCAAGCUCGUCGAGCCUGUCUCCAUGUCACGUGACCUCUACCUCAAGUCUGUCGUGCCCAUCGGAGCCCUGUACGCCCUCUCGCUCUGGUUCUCAAACUCCGCCUACAUAUUCCUCUCCGUCUCCUUCAUCCAAAUGCUCAAAGCCCUGAUGCCCGUUGCGGUUUAUUCAAUUGGGGUUGUGUUCAAGAAGGAUCCUUUCAAAAGUGACACUAUGCUCAACAUGGUUUCGAUCUCUGUUGGUGUCGCCAUCGCCGCUUAUGGAGAAGCCAAAUUCAAUAGUUGGGGAGUGGCGUUGCAGCUUUUAGCUGUGGCUUUUGAGGCCACGAGGUUGGUUCUUAUUCAGAUUCUGCUUAAUGCUAAGGGUAUUAGUUUGAACCCCAUUACUUCACUUUACUAUGUUGCGCCAUGUUGCUUUGUGUUCUUGUGCGUACCCUGGAUUAUUGUUGAGUUGCCAGUGUUGAGGGAGACCUCCAGUUUUCAUUUCGAUUUCGUCAUUUUCGGGACGAAUUCGGUGUGUGCGUUUGCUCUGAAUCUUGCCGUGUUUCUGUUGGUGGGAAAGACCUCUGCUUUGACUAUGAAUGUUGCUGGGGUUGUCAAAGAUUGGCUUUUGAUUGCGUUUUCGUGGUCCGUGAUUAAGGAUACGGUGACACCCGUGAAUUUGAUCGGGUAUCUGAUCGCUUUCCUCGGGGUUGCCUAUUACAAUCAUGCCAAAUUGCAGGCACUUAAGGCCCUAGAGGCGCAGAGGAAAUCUCAGCAGGAUAAUUUGGAGGCCGGGAGGUUAUUGGAGGAGAGAGAUGGAGAAGGGACUGGAAAGAAGAAUGAAACCCAGGAUUGA